GACCAGUCUCGCCCCAGACUUGGCAGCGAGAAGACACGCCUUGCUCUGUGCAGCCACUCAGCGGGCAGCCUCCAGCAGCACCUUGGCCGUGUGUUGCGCCUCAGUUGCUCAAGGAACUUAACCGCAACACUUGCCGGCAAAGCUUGCGCUGCCUGCCGGGCUCGAGUUCACACCGAGCGUACGUAGACUUAGUGCUUGAGAGACAACGUUGGUGCGCCCUGAGAACAUGCCUGGGGUUCUGUCCUCCGCGUUGCGCCUCGGAGUGUGGGUGGCGGCCGCGCUCCUGGUGGCGAUGGCAGCGGUGGUGCAGGGCGCCGGGCACCAUCACAGCCACCCCCUCAGCCUCAACAACCGCCUCAACAUGAUGCUGGACCACGUCGACGCCUCCAUCUGGGACAAGAAGCAACGCUUGGGCGGCGAACACAGCUACGCGCCUGACGAAUUCGACGAUGACGGUGUUACUAUCGUGGAGUCUGACAUGGAGGCGGAGGAAACUCAGUUGGAGGAUAUGCACGACUACGUUAACAUCGCCCCAUGGAUCCGCCGCUCGCAGAACAUCCAGCCCAUCAACAUUAUAGACAAACAGAAUUUCAAGCGUGCCACGGAGAACGCCCAGCGAGUGAAGAUUGAGGGGAAGUGUGAGGUGCCCCAGCAGAGAUGCGAGGCCAUCCGCUCCUCCAACGACGCAGACAACGCCGUGUUCCUGCCCCGCUGCGCUCUGCUCCACCGAUGCUCAGAGGACUCCGGCUGCUGCUCCUCAGAUGACAAAAUAUGCGGCCCAGCUGAGAUAGAGACCGUGGAGCUGUUCUUCUAUGUCUUUAGGGACAUCCGAGCCACGAUAGAGGUGAUGACCUUUGUCAACCACACCCGCUGUGCCUGCCAGUACCGCAACGUUGUGAUUAAUAGUUGCAAGUGCCCACGCAGCUACCAACCGGUGUCUGUAGAUGGCCAGUGCAGCUGUGACUGUGACAUCACCCGCUCCAGGUGCCGCCGGUACAAGAAGGGCCGCCGUUACUUCUCCUCUGCUGAUGUUCGCUGUGUCUCAACUGGGGAAUGCGUCGCUCCCAACUGUGAGUACGGCCCCUUCCUUGUGCAGCAGCGGCGGUGCACCAAGCGAAGGGAACGAGAGCGGUACAUCACCAACAGAAAGUAAACAAACUGCUGUAGUUUCACCAACUCUCCAUCGACGCCGCUCGUCUGGGGAGGCACACCCUACGCGCGGUUGUCUGACUUUGAAUUUUCACUGUUGAGCCUUCACUGUCACCGCCUCGACUCAGCCUUGUACUGUACCGGAGUGUUUGGAAGAAUCGUCUUGGUAUGAGUGUACAGAGGUGAAGUAUGUGGUGCCGCUUCCGCGAGAUUGUUGAUUCUCAGGGUAGUAUCGUGCCGUUUCAAGUACCUGUUUUGGGUAAUGAUCAGUGUUAAGCUGUGUCGGAAUGGAACACAUUAUAUUAAUUUAUUAAGUUUCAUCGGUUUUUGUCAUGGGAACUACUCAGGUCUGUAUUCUCAAACGCGUCUACGUCUCAUCUCGACUAUUUUAAGCAGCCUCUAGUGAAAUUUAUUGUGGUUUUCAAGGGUAUUGGUAUGAUUCUAGUGAUUCCUCAUCAUCACUUGGAAAGAAAAUGCCCUUGAGUACCCGAGUAAUCAUCUCUGUGGCCUUUGGAGAUAGUCCUGAUGAAAGAACAAAGUGUUUCAGAAUACGACCCCUAGUACUGUUUGCUCUGCUACACAUACUUUUGAAUAUAUUCUACAUAUUUUGUCAGUUAGCCACUCGUAUAUUCAUGCUUUAGGUUUGGUAUACUGCUGCAAUAAUGACAACACAGACAGGAGCACUUUGGAUAGUGUUCCCGUGCACUUGGCCCCAACAGAUGUGCGGGACGAGGCGUUAGGGAAUCACGUGUAUAAAUUAUGAACACAACCGCACAAAAGACUUACAUAUACUAACCCGUAUGCGUUUCUUAUUGUGUUUAUAUAUGUAUAGAGGCAUGACCGGCUAGGUUUCUCCCACUGCCGGGUCAGGAAUGAUGUUGUUCUCAUUCCUCGGUACGGCGUGAGAGACCAUCCCGUCCUCUGACUUGCCGCUGAUGGAGGUCACGGGAGCACAGCUUCCUCAAUGUUUAUGUGCCUUUUAUCACACAUUUUCUACUCUACUGUAAAAUGUAAAACUCUAACCAUUCUUCUCUUUCUUAUAACAUAACUACAACUUUAUAGAGUUACAGAACAAGAAACAGAGACAAAAAUUGGGUAAGACAUACUCGUAUCUGAUUUCGCUCAGUAACGGCGCUCUCUGCUCUUCAACACUGAACUCCGGCCCGGGAGAAUGGAAAGUAGUGUGUGUGUGUGUGUGUGUGUGUGUGUGUGUGUGUGUGUGUGUGUGAAUCAGAAUAAUUAGGAUUGUAAAAAGUACCAUCUUGACUUCCUCAUCGUUUUUUUUUUCUUUUUUAAUCCAAGAAUAUGUUGUUAUCCUUGCAUUUUCUGUCUCUCUCCUAGAUUUAUUUCAAUUAUUUAUUUUUUAUUUAUUUAUUAAUUUAACAAUAACCACAGUAGUUUGUAAAUUAGUUGCCUACGACCCUUACUUGAGUCUAGCGUCGUGUGGUUGUCAUGGAAAUUUGUUAUUAUUAUUAUUAUUAUUAUUAUUAUUAUUAUUAUUAUUAUUAUUAUUAUUAUUAUUAUUAUUACUACUACUACUAUUAUUAUUAUCAUUUUUAUUAUUGUUGUUGUUGUUGCUAUUAUUAUUAUUAUUUUAUCUGAAUCCAAUCUUAGCUCAUUUAGCCACGUUGUAACGGAAAUUGUCAUACACUAAAGGACAUUGAAAUUUAAUUUUUCAUUGGUGUGUGUGUGUGUGUGUGUGUGUGUGUGUGUGUCGAGGAGUAAGCAAAUAUCUUAUAACCAUUAUUAUAUUUAAUAAAGUGAUAUUUAAAUUUUGUAAUGUAUUAUAUGACAUAUGGAAUCCGAAUAAAACACUGCAGAUUCACUAACACAAGA
Molecule: messenger RNA, 2985 nt
Organism: Scylla paramamosain (green mud crab)
Lineage: Eukaryota; Metazoa; Arthropoda; Malacostraca; Decapoda; Portunidae
Exons: 6
Coding region: 227-1153 (308 amino acids)
Biological process (GO): hemocyte migration
Cellular component (GO): membrane
Molecular function (GO): growth factor activity
Source: RefSeq, a predicted model, not a curated record